Emiliania huxleyi CCMP1516 is the source of this 456-nucleotide messenger RNA. RefSeq lists its product as hypothetical. The record is from RefSeq and is a predicted model, not a curated record. The coding region runs from base 1 to 456 and encodes 151 amino acids. The transcript has a single exon. NCBI's taxonomy places the organism in Eukaryota, Haptophyta, Isochrysidales, Noelaerhabdaceae.
AUGCUGCCGCCCAACAGGUGUUACGGUUUCAACGCGACAAAAAGGCAACUCGUCUUCAAGCGGCGAGGCCGCGCGCUGCCGCGCCGGUCCGUCCACCGGCUGGCACGCAGCCCGUUCCAGGCCUCGCUGACGCCCGACGACACCAGCUCUCCCGCCUGUGCGGCGCCCGCGGAGGCCGGCGUGCGUGGCAAGAAAAUUCUGCAGGACCGCGUGCGGAAGCACGCGGAGCUCGACCGCGUGUGGUCCUUCCUCGUCGCGCGGCACGACGGCCUGGAAAGAGUCGAGGCGAAAAUACUUCGCGAGGUGCAGCAGCGCGCUCUGCAGCUCUUGCAGGGCGUGCAGCGAGAGAUGGCGCAGCGGGUCGUGGCCGCCACCGCCGCGCGCGCGGACGACGGGUGGCGCGGCGACGGGUGGCGUGGCAACGGCAACGGCGCGGGAGCGGUCGGACAUCGUUGA